Messenger RNA from Cucurbita pepo subsp. pepo (vegetable marrow), 2677 nucleotides. Its product is annotated as carbon catabolite repressor protein 4 homolog 1. Gene Ontology annotation, molecular function: 3'-5'-RNA exonuclease activity. The record is from RefSeq and is a predicted model, not a curated record. Lineage: Eukaryota; Viridiplantae; Streptophyta; Magnoliopsida; Cucurbitales; Cucurbitaceae.
ACCCUCCUGAAAUCUGGGCUUAUUUUUGGCAAUUUUCCCUGUAAAUGGGAGAUCUGUUAAAAGAGAUGCAAAGCAGAAGAGAUUGAAGAAAAACUGUGAAUUCAAAUUGUAAAGAGCUGCAAAAAGGGGGAAAAGAUUAAUUUUUUUGGCGAUUUCCCUCUCUCAAUCGACAUAUGAACCUGAAUUUUAGUUUUACUUCUACUUCCUCCGUGAAACCCUAAAAAUCGAUACAUUUCCCCAAUUUUCUCUACUAUUUAUCCUUACCCUUUAAUUUCCAGCACACAAUUUGGUCUUCAAUCGUCACCAAUCCAAUCCAACUUCCUAAAUUUUCACUCGAUUGCCUUUCGAGGUUUGGAAUUCGGAUGUUGUUUCGCGAUUUGCAACCUGGGCUGCCUGUAAGUUUCUUGAAUUCGGUGAUUAAGGGGUUUGAUUUUGCCUCCCGAAGCUGGCGAGUAUUCGUGUGAAGAAGUAUUAAUGGCAGAUCCGCCAAGUGUCUGCCUCUUUAUCUCUGUAUUUGAUCAAUUGGUGUAUAGGGUUAUUCUGUUGCGACGUGUGAUUAACCAUAAAGUAUGCUGAUCGUGCUACGGGUGCACCUUCCUUCUGAUAUCCCCAUUGUAGGUUGCGAACUCACGCCCUACGUGCUCCUCCGCCGUCCGGAUACCACCGUCACUACUGAUGAUGUGCCGGAAUCGGCUCCGAUCGAUGGCUAUUUUCUCAAGUAUAAAUGGUACCGUGUACAAAGUGAUCGAAACGUAGCCGUAUGUAGUGUACAUUCUUCUGUGCAAGCAACCUUGCAAUGCAUAGGCUGUGUUAAGGCGAAAAUACCUGUUGCUAAAAGUUAUCACUGCUCGACUAAAUGUUUUGCGGAUGCAUGGCAGCAUCACCGUGUGCUGCAUGAUCGUGCUACUACUGCUGUGAAUGAUACUGUAACUGAGGACGAUGAGUUAUUUGGACGCUACAAUAACCCAGGUUCUGGAGUGAUCAGUGCUACCUUCUCUGGUGCAGUAUCAAGUACUAGCUUGACCAACGGUCCGACUCCUUUUUAUCCUUCAUCCACUACACAAAGGAGUGGUGGUGAGACUUGGUUUGAAGUUGGACGAUCUAAAACAUACACACCAUCAGCUGAAGAUAUUGGCCAUGUCCUCAAGUUUGAGUGUGUUGUGAUAGAUGCAGAGACAAAAUUGCCCUCUGGACCAGUCAACUCUUUACUAACUUCCCGUGUGAUUCCAGCUCCAUCCCCUAGUCCACGCUGUUUAGUCCCUGUUAGUGGUGUUGAUGUGAUUGGGAAUUUGGACUCCAAUGGUCGUGCUUCAUCUUCUGGUUCUUUCACCGUGCUUUCAUACAACAUUCUUGCUGAUGUGUAUGCAACAAGUGAAUCAUACAGCUAUUGUCCUUCGUGGGCUCUUUCCUGGGCAUAUCGCAGACAGAAUUUGUUACGAGAAAUAGUUGGCUAUCAUGCUGAUAUUGUUUGUCUUCAGGAGGUUCAAAGCAAUCAUUUUGAGGCAUUUUUUGCACCCGAACUUGACAAACAUGGCUAUCAAGCUCUGUACAAAAGAAAAACAAAUGAGGUUUAUAGCGGAAACACACAAACAAUUGAUGGUUGUGCAACAUUUUUCCGUAGAGACAGAUUUGCGCAUGUCAAGAAAUAUGAGGUUGAGUUUAAUAAGGCUGCCCAGUCGUUGACUGAUGCUCAAAUUCCCACUGCACAAAAGAAGAGUACUUUAACCCGAUUAGCUAAGGACAAUGUUGCACUGAUAGUCGUUCUUGAAGCAAAAUUUGGCAAUCAGGGAGCUGAUAAUCUGGGGAAAAGGCAGCUUCUGUGUGUGGCCAAUACUCAUGUUAAUGACCAUCAGGAUUUAAAAGAUGUCAAGCUGUGGCAGGUGUCUACUCUUUUAAAAGGACUGGAGAAAAUAGCUGUUAGUGCUGACAUUCCAAUGUUAGUAUGUGGGGAUUUCAAUUCUGUUCCUGGAAGCGCCCCGCAUUCGCUUCUUGCAUUGGGGAAGGUAGAACCAUCACAUCCAGAUCUGGCAGUCGAUCCUCUCAAUUUAUUUCGUCCACCGAGCAAGCUGAUUCAUAAGCUUCAACUGGUUAGUGCUUAUUCAUCCUUCGCAAGAAUGGGUUCUGGUAUUGGAUCAGAGAAGCAAAGGAAGAGACUUGACCCAACAACAAAUGAACCCUUGUUUACAAAUUGUACUAGAGAUUUCAUUGGCACCUUAGACUACAUAUUUUAUACUGUGGACUCCUUAACCGUCGAGUCUUUAUUAGAGCUCCUGGACGAGGAAAGCAUGAGGAAAAACACGGCACUUCCCUCGCCGGAGUGGUCUUCUGAUCAUGUGGCCCUGCUCGCUCAGUUCUGCUGCAAGCCUCGAAUCAGACGCUGAGACUUCGAUGCAGAUGUGGAGACAUUCAUUGAAGAGAUGCAAUGAAAUAAUGUUGGAUACCGAUGUAAGUGUUGUUGCAAAGGAGGGAUAAGAUUUGGGCAGCAUGCUGUUUCUUUCCUAUUUUGAUUUUUUUUUUUUCAUUGAGGAAGAAAAUUUGGUAACUCCCAACAAAUCUUUGCCUCUGAUGUGUAAUGGCUCAAUGUCAAAAUCUGAAGCCAUCAUUCUCUCCUCUUUCUUCAUGUAUUUAUUUUGGUCCCACGAUGUGUAUGAUGAUGAUGAUGGUCUUUCAAUCUAUA